AUGAAAAAAAUACUGAAAAAUAAAGAAGAAUUACAGAAGAAUUACAGAAGAAUUACAGAAGAAUUACAGAAAAAUUACAGAAGAAUUACAGAAGAAUUACAGAAGAAUUACAGAAGAAUUACAGAAGAAUUACAGAAGAAUUACAGAAGAAUUACAGAAGAAUUACAGAAGAAUUACAGAAGAAUUACAGAAGAAUUACAAAAGAAUUACAAAAGAAUUACAGAAGAAUUACAGAAGAAUUACAGAAGAAUUACAGAAGAAUUACAGAAGAAUUACAGAAGAAUUACAGAAGAAUUACAGAAGAAUUACAGAAGAAUUACAGAAGAAUUACAGAAGAAUUACAGAAGAAUUACAGAAGAAUAA
Molecule: messenger RNA, 363 nt
Organism: Psylliodes chrysocephalus
Lineage: Eukaryota; Metazoa; Arthropoda; Insecta; Coleoptera; Chrysomelidae
Source: the annotation of a GenBank genome assembly